This is a messenger RNA of Alternaria infectoria, 897 nucleotides long. RefSeq lists its product as uncharacterized. NCBI's taxonomy places the organism in Eukaryota, Fungi, Ascomycota, Dothideomycetes, Pleosporales, Pleosporaceae. Gene Ontology annotation, molecular function: protein binding. The coding region runs from base 1 to 897 and encodes 298 amino acids. The transcript is spliced from 3 exons. The record is from RefSeq and is a predicted model, not a curated record.
AUGGCUUCCCCAGACUCAUUUGAAACAGCUGCAUUUACCAUCAAGCUACCGAAUGUCUCGGGCGAGACCAUCGCAGUCAAAGUCGGCCUCCAAAUCGUCGACGUACACAAGGAUCUCAUCAGCAGCAACUCCGAAUACUUCAGAAAAGCCAUUAGUCACGAUUACCUUGCUCGGAUGUACGUCUUGGGAGAAAAGUUGAUCGACCGCACAUUCCAGAACGAUGUCGUCGACGCCAUAAUCUACCGCCAUAUCACUGCGCGACUGAGUCAAAGGCCCCUGCGCUACAAAGUACCUGAUCUGGAAGCUAUCGGAAUCAUCUACAAGGGCGCUCCGAGAAAAGCCCCUGUAAGGCGUCUCCUGGUGGAUCUGUGGGCUUUCAAUAUGGACUCCACUUGGGUAACGAAGACGAGACUUCGAGCGCCAGAAAACAAAGCCUUUCUGGAUGACCUCUUACCGGUACUGUUAGACAGGCGAGGACUGCCGGAUGCUUCCCAAGCUAAGCCAUGGAUCUCGCAACGAAAUUCCUAUUACAACAAGGGUGUCGUGAUCAAGAGCGAAAUGCCAGAAGACAGGGUCGACGAGGCGAUCUCUGAGCCUUCCAUCAAGGAUGAGCCUUCCGAUGGAGAGGAAUCGUUCGUUAAGAAUGAGCCUUACGUUGAGGAUGAAAUUCACAUCAAGGAAGAGCCUUCAUUGAUGGAUGAGCCCUUCAUCAAGGAGGAGCCUUCUAGCGAGGAAGAGCUUUCCAGCGAGGAAGAAUCUUCCAGCGAGCAUGGGUCACCCAGCGAGGAUGGAUCAGCCAGCGAGGAUGGAUCAGCCAGCGAGGAUGAGACUUCCAACAAGACUGACCCUUCCGUCCAGGAGGAGGUGGACGUACUUGAUGCAUUCUGGGGUAUGUAG